GCGAUGGCGGGUGCCCGGGCGGCUCCUGCCCUGCUCCAGGCCUUGGCGCUGCUGCUGGCGCCGCGCUCGGCCCCGGGCCUGGACCUGCUCCGCGACCGGCCCGCCGUGUACGAGGGGCCCCCGGGCAGCUACUUCGGCUUCGCCCUGGAUUUCCACGUGGCCGAGGGCAGGACGAGCGUGGUGGUGGGGGCACCCCGCGCCAGCACCUCGCAGCCCGGCUUGGCCGAGCCCGGCGCCGUCUUCCUCUGCAACUGGCCCCUCGGCGAGACGCCGUGUCGCCUCGUCCCCAUCGACACCGAGGGGGACGAGACGGAGACCACGGCGCAGCUGGAGCUCCGCACCUACAAGUCGCACCAGUGGCUGGGAGCGUCGGUGACCAGCCGGGACGGCAAAUUGGUGGCCUGCGCCCCGCUGCAGCACUGGAACGCCCUCGCCGGGCACCUGGAGGCCUUCCGGACGCCGACGGGCGCCUGCUUCGUGGGCGACGCGGGGCUGCGGCGCUUCGCCCGCUACGCGCCCUGCCGCGACGCCGUCAUGGCCGACACCUACCGCAAGAGCCAGUACGCCUACGACAAGCGCUACUGCGAGCUGGGCUUCAGCGCCGCCGCCGGCCCCGACGGCACGCUGGUGCUGGGUGCCCCCGGCGGGUACUACUUCGCGGGCCUCCUGUACUCGGUGAGCGUGGAUGCCAUCCUGAGCCGCUACCGCGGCACCUCGCUGCUGUGGCCGGAGAGCCCCGGGCGCCCCACGGAGCAGCCGAUGUCCCUCGACUACGACGACGGGUACCGGGGGUACUCGGUGGCCGUGGGCGAGUUCGAUGACGAUCCUGACACCACAGAGUACGUGGUGGGGGUGCCCAACAAGAGCAACACCAGGGGCGAGGUGGAGAUCUUCAGCGUCGGGUCGACCCUGCGGCGGCUGCAGGGCAUCGCCAGCGAGCAGGUGGCAUCGUACUUCGGGCACACGGUGGCCGUGGCAGACGUCGACGGGGACGGGCGGGACGACGUGCUGGUGGGGGCCCCGCUGUUCCUGGAGCAGCGCGCCGAGGGCGAGCGGCGCGAGGUGGGCCGCGUCUACCUGUACCUGCGGCGCGGGCCCCGGCCCUACGGACGGCCCUGGCAGGCGCUGACGGGCCCCGACGCCUACGGCCGCUUCGGCUCCGCCAUCGCCAGCCUCGGCGACCUGGACAUGGACGGCUACACCGACGUGGCCGUGGGCGCCCCGUUCGGCGGCGCCGCCGGCAGCGGGCGCGUCUUCGUCUUCCGAGGGCAGAGCGAGGGGCUGGCGGAGACGCCGUCGCAGCGCCUCGAGAGCCCCUUCGCCGGGCCGGCCGCCUUCGGCUUCGCCCUGCGCGGCGCCUCCGACCUGGAUGGCAACGGCUACCCGGAUCUGCUGGUCGGGGCGUUCGGGGCCGCCAAGGUGGCCGUGUACCGGGCCCAGCCCGUGGUGGUGGUCCGCGCGCGGCUCACCGUGCCCGACGGGCUGAACGCCGAGGAGCAGGCGUGCGUGGCGCCCGGCUCCGGCGCCCGCCUCAGCUGCUUCUCCGUCUCGCUGUGCGUCAGCGUCUCGGGCCAGCACGUCCCCAGCAGCGUCCAGCUGCUGGCCGACCUGCAGCUGGACCGCCUGAAGCAGAAGCUGGCCCGGAGGGUCUUCCUGCUGCCCGGCGGCCAGGCGUCCUGGCACGAGGAGCUGGCGCUGGUCCCGGGGACGCCGCCGCUCUGCCACCACCUCACCGCCUACCUGCGGGCCGAGGCCGAGUUCAAGGACAAGCUGAGCCCCAUCGCCGUGAGCCUGGGGCUGGCGCUGGCGCCGGCGGGUGACGAGCUGGGGCUGGUGCUCUACGGCGACACGCUGGUGCAGGAGCAGACCCGCAUCGUGCUGGACUGCGGCGAGGACAACGUCUGCGAACCCGACCUGCGCCUCGCCGCCCACACGCCGGACACACGCCUGCUCAUCGGGGCGGACAACGCGCUGCGCCUGCGCGCCGAGGCCAGCAACGCCGGCGAAGGCGCCUUCGAGGCCGAGCUGCGGGUGCAGCUGCCCCCCGGCGCCCACUACCAGAAAGCCAUCAGUGACAUCCAGGGGCAGGAGAAGCUCAGCUGCAACCCGCGCAAGGAGAACGGCAGCCACGUGGUGCUCUGCGAGCUGGGCAACCCCAUGAAGGCCGGCACCCGCAUCACCGUGGACAUGGAGCUGAGCGUAUCCGGCCUGGAGGACGCGGGCGACUCCAUCGCCUUCCAGCUCCAGCUGCGGAGCAAGAACAGCCACAGCCCCAACAGUGCCGUGGUGGUGGUGAGGGUGCCCGUGGAGGCCCAGGCGGCCAUGGAGCUGCGGGGGACCUCGCUGCCCGUCACCGCGGUGCUGCCACCGGCCUGGCAGCCGGUGGAGGGCAGCCGGCGCCUGGAGGACCACGGCCUCAAGGUGGAACACGUCUACCAGCUCCACAACAAGGGUCCCGGCACAGUGAGCGGUGUCACCCUGCGCCUCGCCGUGCCCAGCCGCCUCCAGGGCAGCCUCCUGCUCUACCUGCUGGAGCUGGGCACCGAGGGCGGCAUGAACUGCACCGAGCCACCCGGCCUCAACUCGAAGCAGCUGGAGAUACCUCGGCCCACGGGCGCCUCGGCCCGCAACGCCAGCCACCAGCGGGAGCGCAGGGCGGUGCCAGAGCAGCCCCCGGGUGCCCCCGGGGAGCCCAUCCACGUGAACUGCAGCGCCGAGCCGUGCGUGAGCAUCGUGUGCGAGGUGCAGAGCCUGUCCAAGGACCAGCGGGCGCUGGUGACCGUCCAUGCCCUGCUCUGGAUGGACACCUUGCACAAGCGCGAGCAUCUCCUGAAGCAGUUCCUCAUCCAGUCCCGGGCCUGGUUCAACGUCUCCGGCAUGCCCUACCACAUCCAGCCCCGCGUGCUGCCCGCCGGAGAGGCCACGGCCGUCACGGAGGUGGUGCGCGUGAGCCCCAGCACCGAGAAGGAGGUGCCGGUGUGGUGGGUGGUGCUGGGCGUCCUGGCGGGGCUCCUGCUCCUCGCCAUCUUCAUCUUCAUCAUGUGGAAGAUGGGCUUUUUCAAGAGGACCCGGCCGCCCACGGAGGAGGACAAGCAGGAGCUGACGCUGGGCCAGGUGCAGGAGCCCGGGGGUGCCCAGGGCUAGUGGGGGGCACACGCCCCCACGCACCCCUGCCUGGCCCCACUGCAAGCCCACGCGACCCGGUGGCAGGGGACACCGUGGCCCUGCUCCCAUCGCACGCACUGCCUGAGCCCCCCACCCCGAUGCCCCCGACACCCUUGGGUGCCAUGCUGCCCCCACCCCGAUGCCCCCCCACUGCUGCCUCCUGGAGAAUAAA
Molecule: messenger RNA, 3337 nt
Organism: Dromaius novaehollandiae (emu)
Lineage: Eukaryota; Metazoa; Chordata; Aves; Casuariiformes; Dromaiidae
Gene: ITGA2B
Product: integrin subunit alpha 2b
Exons: 30
Coding region: 4-3144 (1046 amino acids)
Biological process (GO): cell-cell adhesion; angiogenesis; cell-matrix adhesion
Cellular component (GO): integrin complex; external side of plasma membrane
Molecular function (GO): integrin binding
Source: RefSeq, a predicted model, not a curated record